UGAAAAUGUCAAAUACUCAUUUCCCAGGCUCAUCAUCAAAUUCAAAGCCAAAUAGAGGGAAAUUGAUCAGAUCUCCUUAUGUAACUUCCCAGAAAUUCUUCUUAUUAAACGCUUUUUCAAAGCAGAAAGAGAGACCAGAACCUUUGAGGAAAACCUUCGGUAUAAAUGGCAUUGCAAGAUGGAAUGAAAGUAUAGACAAUGAGGUCAGAAGGAAUUCACAAAACCUAGCUGACUGAAUAGGAAUCAGGAAAAAGAUUAUUUAUUCCGAGACUAGAAAAUAAGAGAAUGGUUUCAAGAGAUAUAAUCAAGAAAUCGACUACAAAGACUAGCUUUACUAACAAAAUUCCCAAACCCAAGCCAAAACUCCAGAACAAAAAUAGUCCUGAGGACAAAUCUAAAGAAAUUAACUCAGUUAAGUCUCUUAAUGGAACAACUAAGAAAUGAUUCUCUGCCACUAAAGAUGGCUUAACAACUGGCCAAGCUAUAAAAGAGAUUAUCAAACCUGCUUUUAAUCAAGAGAAAGUUGAGAAUGGAUCUAAACCAACCGAUAACUUUAGAGACCCUCUCUCAAUUUCAAAAAGAAGAUGAAAUAGUACAACUGAAAGUUCAUGCAAAGUUGGUCUCUAUCAAGCUAGAAUAACCUCAAGACUUAACAAAAUUUCAGUGAAGCCAAAGAAGAAAGACAAGGUCAUAAUCAACCUUAAAUACACUCAAUAUGAUAUCCUUGCAAAGGUGGCUGAAGAACUUGGUUAUAAAGUAACUAGAACUGACAAAACGGAAUAUGAUAUAAUUUGGUUUGACCUUCCUCCAGUUGCCAAUAUUUUAGCAAAGCUAAAGAACUUUCAGAGAAUCAAUCAUUUCCCUGGAAUGAGCCAGGUUUCGAACAAAGCCUACCUCGCAAGGAAUCUUAAUAGAAUGGCAAAAAUCCAUCCGAAUGGAUAUUCGUUUUUCCCACAGACUUGGGUGCUUCCGUCAGAAUUUCAUGAUCUAAAGAACUUUACUAAAAAUGGGAAAUAUACAUUCAUUGUGAAGCCAGAGAUGAUGUCUCAAGGAAAGGGACUCUAUCUGAUAAAGAACAUAGAAUCUAUCAAUAAGAUAAACCCUUGAAUAGUGCAGAGAUAUGUAGAGAAUCCACUUCUAAUUGAUAACUUAAAGUUUGAUCUCAGAAUCUAUGUCCUAGUACUAGGAAUAGACCCUUUAAGAAUUUACAUGUACAAAGAUGGAAUGGCAAGAUUUAGCACUGAGGAAUACGAAGUGCCGAAGAAGGGAAACAUGAACAAUGUAUAUAUGCAUCUCACAAAUUACUCGAUAAAUAAAAAUAACACAGGCUUCUGUAACGAAAACCAAUUUGAUGUUGAAGGGAAGGCCCAUAAGAGAAGUCUGCAGUCUAUCUGGGAACUUCUCUCAGAUGAGAUUGGACAGAGAUAUACAGAAUGACUUAUUAAAAGAAUCAAAAGUAUUAUUGUAAAAACUAUGAUUACUGUUAGAAAUCAUGUUAAUCAUGCAUACAAAUCAUCACAGCCUGAUGAUCUUGAAAAUUCUCUUUGUUUUGAGAUUUUAGGAUUUGAUGUUAUGGUAGAUGACAAUCUUGAGCCUUAUCUUCUUGAAGUAAACCAUGCUCCUUCCUUUGCAACAGAUUCUCCGCUCGAUUAUCAAGUUAAGCAUGAUUUAAUUACAGACACAUUCAAGUUAUUAAACUUGUCAGUUAAAAGAAAAUUUGAAUACAAAUCUGAAGAACUGAGGUCGACUCAACACAGAAUAUUUACUGGUAAAUAAAACUAAGUACACUCCUGAAGAGAGAAAGCAGAUUAAAGAUGAAUACGACCUUCAGAGGCAUGAAUUUGAAUUUAAUAACUGAGGAAAUUACGAACUUAUAUUCUCUCAACAAAUGAACAAAUACUCAAAAUACAUAAAAGACGCUGACUUCGUAUCCGACCAAUUCGCCACAGGCAAUAAGUACCAAAAGAAGAUGGAAGAACUAGCCGAAGGUUCAAAAGAGGCCAAAAAAGCUCCUAAAUAUCGAAACCUUCUUUCAUAA
This is a messenger RNA of Moneuplotes crassus, 2038 nucleotides long. NCBI's taxonomy places the organism in Eukaryota, Ciliophora, Spirotrichea, Euplotida, Euplotidae. The record is from the annotation of a GenBank genome assembly.